AUGAAAUCGGCUGAAAGUAAAGGUGACAAUCACCAAGGAAGCAGAACCAAUCGGGGCAGAGCUCCAUCGCCCGACCGCAUUAGACUACCAAAGCUGAACAAUUUAAUGACGAUUGACUAUUCAUACCACAUUCGAGCGGUUGACCGCUUUGCUACACUUGAUUUAAAGUCUAAUUAUUCUGAGAUUCAGCCGUGGCGGACGGUGCUAGAGUUCGUAAUGAGAGCGACGCGCCACGGCGCUGGCGGGGGCCGAAUGCAAAAUGUCGCAAUUGCACCCCCGUCAGAAAAACAGCUUACACUGGCAAAAAUAAUUAAGAGCAUUAGUAGAGUCGGGGAAUGGAGUGUCGCACAGUAA
This is a messenger RNA of Leptosia nina, 354 nucleotides long. The record is from the annotation of a GenBank genome assembly. NCBI's taxonomy places the organism in Eukaryota, Metazoa, Arthropoda, Insecta, Lepidoptera, Pieridae.